This is a messenger RNA of Pseudocercospora fijiensis CIRAD86, 795 nucleotides long. RefSeq lists its product as uncharacterized. The record is from RefSeq and is a predicted model, not a curated record. The transcript has 2 exons. NCBI's taxonomy places the organism in Eukaryota, Fungi, Ascomycota, Dothideomycetes, Mycosphaerellales, Mycosphaerellaceae. Bases 1 to 795 code for a protein of 264 amino acids.
AUGAUGACUGCCUUCGGCGCCCUGGCCGCCACCGCCGCCGCCGCCGCCGCCGCCGCCCCAGCCAUUACAGAGCGCGCCGCUGGGGACACGUUCCUCGUCAUCAAGGAAGCCUUGGUUGAGAGCACCAUCUAUUCCACCGAAUGGACUACAGUCGAGGCUUGCGCUCCAUCCGUCAGCGAUUGCCCAGAAAACAGCGUCACGCUUGUCACCUCCAUCGUCCACGCUUCGACCACUGUUUGCCCGGUCACGCAGACUGAGACCUCCACUGUCGGCGGACCAGUCACCACGUCGCUGCCCACCGUCAGCUCUGUGUACCCGUCCAGCUCUGAUGGGUAUGACCUGCCACCGCAUCCAUCAUCAGCUGCCAGUGCUUCGUCCACUCUCGACUCGCCUCAGACGGGCUCUGAAUCUCAUGCUGGCGGUGUUUCGUCCACACUCGGCUCGCCUGAGACAGGCUCUCAGUCCCAGGUCACUGUGACAUCGACCUCGCACGUCACUUCGACUCUCACCAUGCCACAUCCAACCUUCAGCUUCAGCUUCUCUCAGCAGACGACAUCUCUUCCCACGCCAUACACGAUGUCAAACGCCACAUAUCCUGGCUGGACUCAGAGCACCAUUGCAUCUGGCACUGGCACUGGCACUGGCGGCGGCAGCGGCAGCCCUUCGCAAAACACGACUGUUCCAACGACACCUGUACCAACUGAGUCCGUUGUCCCAUACCAAGGCGGGGCUACCAACGUCGGCGUCUCUGUCUCGAUUCUUGCCAUCGGCGUGGCGCUCUGCAUGCUUGUCUAA